AUGGCAUUCAACAGCGCAUCCACUGGUGUAACUAACCAAGGCGAUAUCUCUAAGGAUGUGACACUCAAUAACCAGCCUGAGGACAGUAUCUCAGAAGUUUCCUGGUCACCAGUCGCCAACUACCUCGCUGUCGCCUCCUGGGACAAGGCGGUCCGUAUUUACGACAUCUCUCACUAUCCCCAGGGCGAGGGGAAAGCAUUAUUCACGCUCCCUGGUGCUGCUCUGAGCUGUGGAUGGUCUUCCGAUGGGACCAAGGUUGUAGGGGCCGGCACUGAUGGCUCAGCCAGGCUCAUAGAUCUCGCCAGUAACAAUGACCAGGCCCAGCAGAUAGCCCAGCACGAUGCACCAAUUCGAACUGUACGAAUGAUUCAAGUGCCGGGCAGCCAGUCCCCCAUUGUCGUCACCGGAUCGUGGGAUCGCAAAGUUAAGUACUGGGACCUGCGGCAAUCUACUCCAAUAGGCGCAGUAACAUGCCCCGAGCGCAUAUAUGCGAUGGAAGCCAGUGGUAACAAGUUGCUGAUUGCCACUGCCGAUAAAAAUCUCGCCUUAGUCGACCUUAACCAGCCUACCACCAUCGCCAGAACCAUCCAGAGCCCGUUGAAGCACCAGACCAGAGCCGUCAGCUGGAUUGCCAAUGGCACCGUUUAUGGAGUUGCCAGCAUCGAGGGCCGCUGUGCCAUAAAUUAUGUUGACGAGUCAAACAAAAAUCAAAACUUCACCUUUCGCUGUCAUCGCCAGCCAAAAGAUAACGAUCCCAAGAAUCAGCUGGUAUACGCCGUCAAUGCUGUUUCAUUUCACCCUCGCUACCAUCAGGUAUUCAGCACUGCUGGUGCAGACGGCACAUUUUGUUUCUGGGACAAGGAUGCCCAUCACCGGCUGAAGGGGUUUACCGCCGGAGGCCCUAUAACUUCGACUUCGUUCAACCACGACGGCAGCAUCUUCGCCUAUGCCAUCAGCUAUGACUGGAGUAAAGGAUACUCUCACAACACGCGAGACCAUCCAACCAAGGUUGUCUUGCAUCCGGUGUCAGAUGUCGAAUGUAAGCCGAAGCAGAAGACAAAUCAGGGGUAA
Trichophyton rubrum CBS 118892 is the source of this 1071-nucleotide messenger RNA. RefSeq lists its product as uncharacterized. NCBI's taxonomy places the organism in Eukaryota, Fungi, Ascomycota, Eurotiomycetes, Onygenales, Arthrodermataceae. Gene Ontology annotation, biological process: RNA export from nucleus; transcription-dependent tethering of RNA polymerase II gene DNA at nuclear periphery. The record is from RefSeq and is a predicted model, not a curated record. The transcript has 2 exons. Bases 1 to 1071 code for a protein of 356 amino acids. Gene Ontology annotation, cellular component: nuclear pore. Gene Ontology annotation, molecular function: RNA binding; ubiquitin binding.